Messenger RNA from Arvicanthis niloticus (Nile rat), 4243 nucleotides. It is a transcript of the gene Actr5, whose product is annotated as actin related protein 5. The record is from RefSeq and is a predicted model, not a curated record. NCBI's taxonomy places the organism in Eukaryota, Metazoa, Chordata, Mammalia, Rodentia, Muridae.
ACACGGAGCCUGUUGAGGACAAGCUAGAGCAACCGUUGGAUUUGAGGCCUGGAUCAGUGGGGAAUAAAAACCCACAGAAGGUUCUGGAGCACCAGGAGCGAAUCAGGUGCAGGAACCAGUGAGUCCUCCGGUAAGGAGGAGGCUUCCGGACGCUUCGGGGCCCCGAGACUCAGACGCGGUCCGGGCUUCGUGACGCACUCGGCGUCGGGGCGGGGCCAGCGCUAGCCAAGAUGGAGACCAACGUGUUCCGCUUCCGAGAUGCCCGCUCUGCUCCGGAUCCAGUGCUGGAAGCCGGGCCGGUGGCCUUCGGUUCGCAGCCGGUACCUCUGGUGCUGGACAACGGGUCGUUCCAGGCUCGAGCCGGGUGGGCGUGCCCCGGGCCGGACCCGGGUCCCGAGCCGCGCCUGCAGUUCCGCGCCGUGUGCGCGCGCGGCCGUGGCGGGGCGCGCGGUGGGCCGGGGCCGCAGGUGGGCAACGCGCUGGGAAGCUUGGAGCCUCUGCGCUGGAUGCUGCGCUCGCCCUUCGACCGCAAUGUGCCGGUCAACCUGGAAUUGCAGGAACUGCUACUGGACUACAGCUUUCAGCACCUCGGUGUCUCCUCGCAGGGCUGUGUUGAUCACCCCAUAGUUCUGACAGAGGCCGUGUGUAACCCACUCUACUCCCGCCAAAUGAUGUCGGAGCUCCUUUUCGAAUGCUACAGGAUUCCGAAGGUCGCCUAUGGGAUAGACAGCCUCUUCAGUUUCUACCACAACAUGCCCAAGAACGCCCUUUCCAGUGGCCUCAUCAUCUCAUCCGGCUACCAGUGCACACACAUUCUACCCGUCUUGGAAGGAAGGCUCGAUGCCAAAAACUGCAAACGCAUCAAUCUGGGAGGAAGCCAGGCAGCGGGCUACCUGCAGCGGCUCCUCCAGCUGAAGUAUCCGGGGCACCUGGCCGCCAUCACACUCAGCCGCAUGGAGGAGAUCCUGCAGGAGCAUAGCUACAUUGCCGAGGACUACGGGGCAGAAUUGCAGAAGUGGCGAUGUCCUGAUUACUAUGAGAACAAUGUCCACAAGAUGCAGCUCCCAUUCUCCAACAAGCUCCUGGGCAGCACACUGACGGCUGAGGAGAAGCAGGAGCGGCGGCAGCAGCAGCUGCGGAGGCUGCAAGAGCUCAACGCCCGGCGGCGGGAGGAGAAGCUGCAGUUGGAUCAGGAGCGGCUGGAGCGGCUGCUGUAUGUGCAGGAGCUCCUAGAGGAAGGCCAGAUGGACCAGUUUCACAAAGCUCUGACAGAGCUGAACAUGGACUCCCCAGAAGAACUGCAGUCCUACAUACAGAAGCUUACCUUGGCAGUGGAACAGGCCAAACAGAAAAUCUUGCAGGCUGAAGCCAACCUGGAGGUGGAUGUGGUGGACAGCAAGCCAGAGACCCCUGACCUGGAACCUCUGGAGCCCACCCUGGAGGAUGUGGAGAACAUCAAUGAUUUCGAGCCCUUGUUCUCAGAGGAAACACCAGAAGUGGAGAAGCCGCAGCAGGUCACCACAGUCCAGCCCGUGUUUAACUUGGCAGCGUAUCAUCAGCUGUUUGUUGGGACGGAGAGGAUUCGUGCUCCAGAGAUUAUUUUUCAGCCAUCUCUCAUAGGAGAAGAACAGGCGGGGAUUGCAGAGACCCUCCAUUACGUCCUAGACAGGUACCCAAAGGCCAUUCAGGAUACCCUUGUCCAGAACGUUUUCCUCACUGGUGGGAACGUGAUGUACCCCGGCAUGAAGGCCCGAGUGGAGAAAGAGCUGCUGGAGAUGAGGCCCUUCCAGUCGUCCUUCCAGGUUCAGCUUGCCUCGAAUCCUGUGCUGGAUGCCUGGUAUGGUGCCCGUGACUGGGCCUUGGAUCACUUAGAAGACAGUGGAGCCUGGGUCACCAGAAAGGACUAUGAAGAAAAGGGGGGCGAGUACCUCAAGGAGCAUUGUGCCUCCAACACAUACGUUCCCAUCCGCCUGCCUAAGCAGGCCUCACGUGCCUCAGAGACCCAGACUUCCGGGAGAGGCUCCGGGGCCAGUGGAAGUGGAGCUGGUGAUCAGGCCUAGCAGAGGGGACGCCAAGAUGACCUUGUGUUUCACCCUUGCUAUAUAGGCAGUAUUUGGGACAAGGACAGUGUUCCAUGGUGCCGCCUGGGUCUACCAGCCUUGCUUGGCUAGUGACUGGAUCUCUCCUGGGAGCUCAGCAGAGGACAGCAGGUGAUCUACCUCAGUGAAGGACGCAGUGGCCUCUGGCACCAAGAACCGGGCCAAGCUGUGGCCCUGCUUUCCUUGGCAGUGAGGGCAUCCGUCUGGUGGGGACGAGACGUACACAGUGCGCCUCUUUGCACCGGAAGCCUUUGUUCUUGGUUGGGUUUUUGGUUUUGGUUGUUUUUUCCUUUUUAAAGCUCUAAAGUUAUCCAUAUAGUGUUUAUUCUUCUGUGUGUGACACUGUCCUGUGACCGCCCAGAGUGCGUUCCAAGCUGCUGUUGAAGUUGUGGAAGUAGCCAUCCACUGAGUCCCUGGAGUGGGAAGACCCACCCCACCCCACCCCACCCCAUUCUCUGCCUGGUGCCUGUCCUGAGUGGCAGGUAGCACUGUGCCCAGCCCGUUAACUGUUGCUCUGCUGGGAGUGCUCCCACACCGUGAAGCCUUGCCAGAGAUGUUUUCUUCUGUCUUGUGGGUCGUCGGUGACAUGCCCUUUUCAGGCACUCCGCAGAACUGAUGGUGCAGAGCCCGUCCCAGGGACUUUGAUUUGCCUGUGCCCCUCCCCCCAUGCCUUUACAGUGUGGCCUUGAUCAGGUAGGAGCCCUCUUCCCCUUCUGUUGCUUUAGGCCUAAGGUCUCCCAGUGCAGCUCAGGCUGGCUUCAGACUCAGGCUGGCUUCCUCCCUCAGCCUUCCUAGUGACACACUGCUCACCCUGCUAAACACUUGCUUAGAUAGAUUCUUGGUAAGAAUGUUAACUCAGACACACCAAGAACUGAGCCCAGUGCCUCCAGAGCUAAUGGCACCACAGAUUCCACAGGUCCAGAUCCCAGGGAGCCUCUGCAUGCUGCCAUGAUGCACCCACCACACAACCUGCUGAGUAAUCUGUAUCUCCAGUCCUCAGGCUGGGGAACUGCAGGCCUGAAGGGGCUGUGUGUAUAGGGGGUAGAAGACCCUGGCAGCUGACCUAUGAGUUCCUAAGGCAUUUCCUAUUGAGUCAUAUGCCAUGUCUGGCCUGGCCAAGGACUGACAGGAUGGCAGAAAGAACAUGGACCAGUCUCCAUAGGAGAGAUGUAUUGAUGGCACCAUCUGGGGCAAGAGCUGGUGCUGACCACGGGCUAUCUCAGCCUUCCUCCUGUUUAAAUGAGGCGGCCUUGGAGGGCAGGCAUGUGGCGAAGGAUCCUGGGCAGGAAAACCUGGCGUUUCACACAGCAAUGGGCAGUAGGCUGGAUUGCUUGGGUUUUAGGCGGUGAUCAACAUAGGAGAUCAGGAGCUGAGGGAAAGGAAGGGCCAAUGGCUGAGCUGCGAGCUCUCUAGUUUUGUUUCCUGUGAAGUAUGUCAUGACCUUUUAUGUUCGGCCUCCAGUUGGCCCUGAGGGAAUCCUGCUCGUUCCCAGAGCUAACCAGGAGUUUGCUCCCUGCGGUUCUCGUAGGACUUCACACAAGUGUUCAUGUACUGUGGGCCUUGGACUCUCGCUGGUCCCUUCCAAGCUGUGACAUUUUUCCUGAGAUCCAGAGAUCGGGAAUUAUCUCAUGCAGGGCAGAGGGUGCCUUGGCCUUCAGAGCUGCAGAAGAAGAAACCUCUUGUUCUGUCCCCUCCUCACUCUGGAAUUUGUCACAGCAGCCCUUGGAAACAAGUAUAGGAGGCCAGGUGGGAAGCUGGCAAGCCAUACAAGAGGAUGUAACUUGUCCCCGGCCCAGGAGACACUAGCAAAGGUCAGGAGAGACGGGCCCUGCAUGUCUUGGCAGUCAGCUUCUGUCAUUGUGACUAGUCUAUGGGCUCUGUAAAAGUAGCGUGGACCAUGCAGUGCUUAUCCUGUGGGUGACCUAUGUCACCUAGCAUGAUGUCACAGUUGGCAAGACAUCCUGAGCAGCGGUUGUGUGUACUAUCUCCUGUCUCUCCCUUCCCCACCCCAUGCCUUUUUUUUUUUUUUCUCUUCGGAGUGGUCUGGCAGUCAUUGGCUGUCCUAGUACUCACUUUGUAAACCUGGUUGUCCUGAAGCUUGUGGCAGUCCUACCUCUGCCUCCAGAAUGCUGGGAUUAUAGACA